Messenger RNA from Dermacentor andersoni, 1587 nucleotides. RefSeq lists its product as uncharacterized. The record is from RefSeq and is a predicted model, not a curated record. NCBI's taxonomy places the organism in Eukaryota, Metazoa, Arthropoda, Arachnida, Ixodida, Ixodidae.
AUGGUGCGAAACCAUGCUCCACUGAGUUCUGCUUUGAACGAGAAGCUAGAGCGCGUUCUAAACUCCGUCUCUGAAAUAUUUUCGCUCUCACGAUCCAGAUUCUCCCGUGAAGUGUUUGCUAGGCAGCACUUGCCAUACACAGCGCCACAAGAGCACAAGUUCAGUCCACAAUGCCCAGAGACGUUUCAGUGUGUGCCCAUACCAGCAGUGCUUAAGAAUGUGCUUGAAGUCCCACAUAUUACUGACAUGGUUUUCAGCCCUACACCUGCUCAGCAAGGCCACCUGCCAAAUGCAACAAUCUUGACAGACUUCAGGGAUGGAACCAUUUACAAGAACUUGAUGAAUAUUAUUGGGCCAUCAGAGAUCAACACAAUCUUCUUGCUUUUGUAUGCCGACGAAGUUGAAAUAUGCAAUCCACUUGGUGCAAAGAGAGACACACACAAGCUUUUUCUUGUUUAUUUUUCUAUUUUAAACAUCCAUGCUGCUCAUCGCUCUCAACUCAAAGCCAUCCACCUUGCACUUGUUGCACGACACGAACAUGUAACCAGGCACGGGCAUCAGAAAGUUUUCAUGCCUAUUGUGGAAGACUUGCUUCAGCUCAAGAAUGAAGGCCUCACGUUGCAGACAGAAAGAGGUAUCAUCCAAGCUAAAGCUCUUGUGUUGGCAUUUUGUGGAGACAAUUUGUCCAUGCACAGUAUUGGUGGAUUUAACACCUCAUUUGCCAAAGGCAGAAUAUGCCGUUUCUGCAUGGCACAUUCUGACAACAUCAAAAGUCUGACCAAUGAAUCUAAGUGUGUUCUUCGGAAGGACCACACUCAUGCAGACCAACUUUCUUCCAUUGCUAUUAAUGAAGACGUGAGGCGUGUUUACGGUGUCAGCAAGCCUUCGCCACUGUUGUCUUUAGAGUACUUUUCUGUGUGCACACAGCUGCUACCUGAUGUGAUGCACGAUAUCUUUGAAGGAACAGUUUCACAUGUCCUGCGCAAUGUUCUCAAUGGACUUGUGAGUGAUUCUGUGCUAUCUGUAGCAGACCUCGAUAGGAUCAGCACAUUUUGCUAUGGCUAUUAUGACAGAAAGAACCGCCCUGAACAGGUCACACAGUCUUUUGUGUGUCAAAAAGGAGGCUUGAAAGGUUCAGCUUCACAGAAAUGGUGUCUGUUAAGGCUACUGCCCCUCAUAUUUUUCUCCAGCAUACCCGAAGGAAACCAUCACUGGGAAAUAUAUCUUGAAUUUAGAGAGAUAGCUGAUAUGGUGCUAGCUGAAGAGGUUCCUCUUGCAUGGGUUCCUUACCUUCAGCACAAGAUAGAACAGUUCCUGCAGAACUACAUGGGCAGAUACCCUGCCUCAGGCAUAACACCAAAGAUGCAUUAUCUGGUACACUACCCCAGAAUAAUGAGUCAGCUUGGGCCGCUUACACAGUAUUGGUGCAUGCGCUUUGAAGCCAAGCAUCAGUACUUCAAGAGAUUGUCUUCUCGCACUAUGAACUUUCGCAAUAUUUGCAAGACAAUGGCCAGCCGGCACCAAUUGCUUCAGGGCUAUCAACUCCAUGGCCUGGGCACUAGCAACGUGUCAUGCAAUGGAGCAUAG